Messenger RNA from Vicia villosa (hairy vetch), 588 nucleotides. RefSeq lists its product as uncharacterized. The record is from RefSeq and is a predicted model, not a curated record. Gene Ontology annotation, biological process: glucan catabolic process. Bases 1 to 588 code for a protein of 195 amino acids. The transcript is spliced from 3 exons. Gene Ontology annotation, molecular function: beta-glucosidase activity. NCBI's taxonomy places the organism in Eukaryota, Viridiplantae, Streptophyta, Magnoliopsida, Fabales, Fabaceae.
AUGUUUGUGAUGGGUUUAUUUGAAAAACCAUUGGCUGAUUAUAGUCUUACAGACCAUCUCGGAAGCCAGAAUGGUGAAAGCGCUGAUAAUCCAAUUCUUCCUCUUCCUAAAAAGGCUCCGAAAAUACUUGUUUCUGGAAUUCAUGCUGAUAAUCUAGGCUAUCAAUGUGGUGGAUGCAUGAUUAACUGGCAAGGACUUAGCGGCAAUAACAUUACUAGUGUCGGAGAGACACCAUAUGCGGAAACAAAUGGAGACAGCUUAAACUUAACGAUAUCAGGUAAUGGAGUAGAAACAAUAAAUAAUGUAUGCAGCGGAGUGAAAUGUGUGGUUGUAUUAAUAACUAGUAGACCGGUGGUUAUAUUACCAUAUAUUGACAUAAUUGAAGGACUUGUUGCAGCUUGGCUUCCUGGUAGUGAAGGUUAUGGUGUUACAGAUGUUUUGUUUGGUGAUUAUGGAUUUAGUGGUAAACUUCCAAGGACAUGGUUUAAGAGUGUUGAUCAGUUACCUAUGAAUGUUGGUGAUUCUCAUUAUGAUCCUUUGUUUCCAUUUGGAUUUGGUCUUUCUACUCAAGGUCUUAAGUUUGCUUAG